CAGAAGGGAAGACGAAGGUUAUAAAGUUCUGACGCCUUGAAAGGACAGGACUUGUCAGUACUAUGAAGAUUGACUUUCAACAAUUAUUCACACAACUCUCAAACUCUGCAAGAAACGCAUGGAUAAAGUGUUCAGGUGCGGGACAUCUCGAUAGCAACCAUGAAGAUAAGUUGCACAGCCUUAGUGCUGCUCAUCCAAACAUUACAAUGUUUGGCUUCAGAUGAUUCCCCAUUUCAACUCACUAACAAGAACACUGGGUUUUGUUUGGUUAAAACAAAUAACAACUGCAAUGAUGUACGCUGGACAAAUGGGGACCGACUUCUGGUUCAAUUGUCAGAUAAGUGCCUUGGAGCCCAAGGGAAAAGUGUGGGAAGUGAAAUACACCUCUAUGAAUGUGACGAAGAAGGUGAACUCCAAAAGUGGGAAUGCAAGAACGGAACAGUGCUCGCCCUCAAAGGACAAGAGCUUUACAUGGAGCUCACUGCAGACAACACAGCAGUUCUCUCUAAAACAGUCGGACCAAAUAACCACCUCACAAUUUCAGGGACGUCCAGUGGUGCUUGUGCAAGAACAUACAGAGAAUAUUUUGCAAUUGAUGGAAAUGCAGCCGGACUGCCGUGCAUGUUUCCCUUCCAGUACAAGGACAAGUGGUACUCAAAUUGCACUACGAUAGAGUCUCCAGGAAAGCAUCUUUGGUGUGCAGUUGAAACAAAAUAUCAAAGUCAACGCUGGGGCUUCUGCCCAGUUACCUCAAAAGAAAACUGGAAUUACCACCCAACCACAGGAGAAUAUUACCAGCUCAACUCACAAGCAGCUCUGUCUUGGCCCCAGGCUGAAGCCAGCUGCAAACAGCAAGGGGCCAACCUGCUAAGUAUCUACGAUUUUCACCAGCAGGCUUAUGUCACAGCACUACUUGGUGCAAGAAGCAGUAAGAUAUGGAUUGGUCUGUUCCUGGAUCCAGAACAUGGCUGGAAAUGGUCUAAUGGGAGACCUUAUCGUUAUAUGAAUUGGGACUCUGGACAUCCCCUUUCUGAUCCUGGACACAUCUGUGCAAUUGCUGAUCCUGCUGUACAGUACUCAUGGCAAAGUUCACUUUGCAGCAUGAAAAUCGGAUACAUUUGUUACAGUAAAGCGGCCGAGCCACUGCCUACAAAUGCUGCAGAUACGGGAUUUUGUUCAGCCCCUUGGAUUCCCUACAAUGGACACUGUUUCAACCUUAAUCGUACACAGAAAACAUGGCCUGAUGCCCAGAGAGAGUGUCGCUUUGAAGGAGGGGACCUCGUCACCAUAAGAAAUGUGGAAGAGCAAAGCUUCGUGAUCUCUCAGCUUGGAUACACAUCCAAUGAUGAGCUUUGGAUCGGACUGAAUGACAGGAGCACAGAGGGACAGUUUGACUGGAUUGACCACUCCACUGUCAGUUUCACUAACUGGGAAUAUGGUAAACCUGCUGUCCAGACUGACCUAAAGGACUGUGUUCUCAUCAAAGGAGAGAAUGGGAACUGGGCUGACAGUGUGUGUGAGGAGAAACAUGGCUCCAUUUGUAUGAAGAUGAGUGCCUCCAUACCCUCUGGAAAGGAAGUGGAGCAGGAUAAAGGCUGUAAAAGGGGGUGGAGAAAACAUGGCUCUUACUGCUAUUUUAUAGGGGUCCAGUCCAAAACCUUUGAGGAAGCCAACGCUGACUGCAAGAGCUCAAAUUCCUACUUAGCUGAUGUUUCAAAUGCAGUGGAUAAUGCCUUCCUCGUCAGCUUGGUUGGGUUGAGACCAGAGAAAUACUUCUGGCUGGGCCUCUCAAACCAGAAAAACAUUGAUCAAUUUGUGUGGACCAACUCAAACUCAGUGAAGUUUACUCACUGGAACGCUCUAAUGCCAGGUCACAACCAGGGGUGUGUUGCCAUGACAACGGGGGUUUUUGCUGGCCUCUGGGAUGUGCUGCCCUGCACCAAUAAGGCGAAAUACAUCUGUAAACACCUGGCAGAGGGGGCGGUUUUAACCCCUGCACCACCUUCUGUUCCCCCUACAACAUGUGCAAUAGGCUGGUCUCGAGUGGGAUCAAGAAACUAUUGCUUAAAGCUGUUUAAACAGUCACAAUCUGACAUGAGGACAUGGUUUGAUGCAAGGAAGUACUGCAUGGACCUCGGGGGGGACCUGCUCAGUAUCCACAGUGCUGAGGACCUUGAAUCCAUAACAACACGAGGUGGAUAUGGUAGAGCCUGGAUUGGACUUAGUGCCCCUGACCCAACAACCGGUUAUGUGUGGAACGAUGGAUCUCCACUGAAUUUUCAACACUGGAAGCAUGACGAGCCUAACAACAAACACAAUAUAGAAUCUUGCACUGAAAUAGACAUAGAUAGGGCAAAGCAGUGGAACGAUUUGCACUGUGAGAGCUUCCGUGAUUGGCUAUGCCAGAUCCGUGCAGGAAAAACUCCAAAUCCAACCGCAGGCCCCGUCACUCCUUACUACAAUAGGACCUCAGACGGGUGGCUAGAAUGGAAUGGGAAUCAGUAUUAUAUUAACUUAAGGUCAAUGGAUAUGGAAGAAGCUCGUCGCUACUGCCAAAAUAGGCAUAGUGACUUGGUAACGAUCAACAGUGAAGCUGAAAGUCUCUUUUUAUGGAAACAGGUGUCCAGAAAUAAUGGUUUUUACUGGAUAGGCCUGUACGUAGAUCUUGAUGAAACUUAUGGGUGGAAGGAUGGUUCUCCAGUGGUGUUUCAAAGGUGGGAUAUAAAUCAACCUAAUUCUCAAAAUAAUUUUGAGACCUGUGCUGUCAUCACUUCUGAAAUGGGGUUCUGGCAUGAUUAUAACUGUGGGCAUGAGCACAAAUCCAUUUGUAAACGAAGCGGCUCACCACCGGCCAACGCCACUGUAGCACCAACAGUUCUACCAAAAGGCGGCUGUCCACAAAACUGGAAACAAUUUGAUUUAAAGUGCUACAUCGUCAUUAAUACACAGGAAGUGACGUUCAAUGGAGCACAGAAACAAUGCAGAGCAAUGGGAGGAAAGUUGGCAUCAAUUUUCUCAAGAAAAGCACAAGUCUUUUUGACCACUGAAAUGGCUGAGGCACCCACCAAAGACCUGUGGAUUGGUUUGCUUAGAAUAAAUAAAUUAUCAUUUUACUGGACUGAUGGGCGACCAAUGAGAUACACCAACUGGGGAAUGGAAAACUAUCGUAUAAUGAGCAGUAUUCAUCACCCUUACAUGAGGCAUCACUUUCAUGAGAGGCACCGCUUUCAUGAGAGUUUUAGCUUGUUUCAUCUGGAUGAGGAGGGGAACAAUUGUGGUGCUUUGUCUACCAAUCCUGACUUUGGUAUUGGAAAAUGGAUAAAAAAGUCCUGCAAUGACACCAGCGGAUACGUCUGUCUUCGAAAUGUUGAUCCCUCUCUCCCAGAACCUGAACCUGAAGCUACGUUUACCGACUAUGUCAAAAUAUUGAAUGACUCUUUUAAGAUCGUUACCCAAAAUAUGAGCUGGGAUGCAGCCAAGCAGUAUUGUGAACGUGAUGGUGCAAAGUUAGCCAGCCUGCGUAACGAGUGGUCACAUGCGUAUGUUGAGCUGAUGGCUAUAAAACUCAAUACUCCUCUGUGGAUUGGAAUGAACAAAAAUCAGACUGCCGGAUAUUUCAGAUUUAUUGAUGGCUGGCCCAUCACCUUUACCAAAUGGGCUAGAGGGGAACCAAGCUCAAUCAGAUCUUGUGUGGUUGUGGAUUUAGAUGGAAAGUGGAUCACUACCAACUGCAAUCGGAACUUAAACGGCAUUUGCAUGAAGUCUACAGAUGUGCCACCCACCGAGUCAAGCGAUUUUCCAGGAUUGUGCCCUGAUGACCCAGAAAGGCCCCAUCACACGAGUCAGAAAAACAGCUGGCUACAAUUUAGGGGUUACUGUUACUUAUUUUUAUUAGAACAUGUUGAAUGGCCUGAUGCAUCUGCUAACUGUGUAAGACAUGGUGGAACUCUAGCCAGCAUCACACACCCUUCUGAAAAGGACUUCAUUUUUAACAAUAUUGUAAGAUUUAAAGACAACCAACAGACUUUCUGGAUCGGCUUGUACCAAACUCACACAGGCAUGUGGCAGUGGUUGGACAGCAGCAUUGUGGACUACAGUAACUGGCGUUUGGGUCAACCACAGGGCGGCGAAUACGGAUCGAUUAGAACUGAGGAUGGUAAAUGGACAACAGGGAACCGGUGGUAUGACAGAGGAUAUAUUUGCAAAACUGCCAAAGUAGUUACUCAACAAGUGACACAGACAACUGUAACUCCAGUGAUGGAUCUUCAAACCCGUGGCCGCGUCUUUUUGAUAGUUGCCCUUGUCAUUACUGCGAUUGUCAUAGGAACAUUCAUUGCCUUGUUUCUAUUCAAGAAGUCUGGCCAUCGCUUACGUUUAACCGAAAAGUUAUCAACCUUCGACAACCCUCUCUUCUUCAACAACGAGCGGUCCAAGCCGGAUGUGAUAGAAAUUGCAGAGGAAUAGAACAAUGGGCCUGUUAUUACUCUGUGAUGUAAAUACCAGCAUUUCAUUUUCCCUUUUGACAACACAAUGCUGUUGGCAAUAACUAGCUUUAAUGAUGAAAAGAAUGUUGUAUUUGACACAUAAAUCUGUUUGUUAUAACUCAAAAUUGUCUUUGAUUUUAUAUUUUAUAAAAAGGAACUGAUUAAUUAAAUGUAGAUUGGUAUCUUAAUGAUUUUUGCCAUAUUUUAUAUAUAACUAUUGCAUUUUAUCAUCCUUUAAGCUAAAGUAGAUGACAUUUUACUUUUAUAGACUGAGACAAUUAAAAUAGUUGCAUUCAAAGACAUUGUAAAUAACAACCCAUUGAUUUCUCCAAACUCAAAAGAGAAACGGCAAAUGAUGUGUAUUUAAGUGCCUUGUUUAAUUUAGCUUCAACAAUUUAUGUUUUUAAUUAGCAUUAUUUUUUUGUCCACCACCUCUCAGAGAGACUAUUGUGCUUGUAUAUCCUUCAUAUUCUGGUGGUGGUGACAGACUGUUUGAUCAUGGUUUCACAUACAUAAGAAAUACAAAAUGUAAACAUUGAUUAUCUGUUGAUUUCAUAAUAUCACCUUUAGACAAAAAAUAAAUAUACAGGCUUUUACAUCCUGGUAGCAGUGUU
Messenger RNA from Eleginops maclovinus (Patagonian blennie), 5098 nucleotides. Its product is annotated as macrophage mannose receptor 1-like. Bases 160 to 4464 code for a protein of 1434 amino acids. Gene Ontology annotation, molecular function: signaling receptor activity. The record is from RefSeq and is a predicted model, not a curated record. NCBI's taxonomy places the organism in Eukaryota, Metazoa, Chordata, Actinopteri, Perciformes, Eleginopidae. The transcript has 34 exons.